CUGAUCUGAGACCUGUGAGCUCUGUACUCUCUGUGCUCAUCCAGCAGAGCUCCUGCUACCAAAUAUGGACAGCCGGCAUCGAUGUUUGUGCUGACGCUGCGGUCGGACGAAAGGGAUCGGAAAUAUUCGGCUGGAGAAAUAUAUUUGAUUUCAGUUUUGAAGAUGGGAUUAUACGGAAGCAAUCAGAGGGGAACUGCUGGUUUGGUCGGCUUAAAAAACUCAGUGUGAAAAGGCUUCAAACAGGCCAGCAGAGACAACAUGGCAAAAGUCUGCAGUGAAAAGUCCAUUUUAGCCACGCAGCAGUUAUCCACCAACACACAUGAUGAGGAGCUGGCUGUCAUUGAAAAUGGAGACAGCAGGGCUCACUCCCUUUGUGAAGACAACGCCGAGGGAGCGCUGUCUUCGGAGUCCCACAGAGACUCCUUUACAGGUGCUGGGGCAAUGGCCAGGCUCUCUUACUUCUUCUUCAUGCUGUGGAACUGGGCGUCUCACAGAGUGAACCCUGAAGUGGAGAGACAUGACUCUUUCCUUGAGCGCUUCAGAGGCCCUGAGCUCAAAGACAUCUCCAGUCGAGAGAGCAAUGCCCAGUCUGUGGGCUACAACGACACAAUCCGUAAGAGAAAUCUUGCCAGUAAGUGGCCGCUAGCUACUUACAACAUGAAUAACUGCAACAACACAGACGACAAAAAAGAGGAGAAAAAAGAGGAGAUUAAAAAAGAUGAGAAAAAGGAGGAGGAGAAAAAAGACGAGAAGAAAGACGGGGACAAGAAGGAAGAGGAAAAGAAGGAUGAGAAGAAAGAUGAGAAAAAGGAUGAGAAGAAAGACGAGAAGAAAGAUGAUAAGAAGGAUGAUAAAAAAGAUGAUAAAAAGAAAGAGGAGCCACCGAAAGAAAUCUGGAUUAUGGAUCCUGCUGCAGACCAGUACUACAAAUGGCUGACCGUCAUCGCAGGCCCAGUAUUUUAUAACCUGAUAAUGAUUGUGACAAGAGCCUGUUUUAACGAACUCCAGGACUCGUAUACAAACCUCUGGAUAGUCUUGGACUACACCUCAGACUUAGUCUACUUAGGAGACACAUUUGUCAGAUCAAGAACAGGUUACCUGGAACAAGGCCUGCUGGUAAAAGAUGCCAAGAAACUGAGAAGUAAAUACAGAACAACAUCUCAGUUCAAAUACGAUAUGAUCUCAAUGAUACCCACUGAUCUUCUGUUUCUGAAAUUUGGAUAUAACAACCCAGAAUUCAGAUUCAACCGUCUUUGCAAAAUCUCUAGGCUUUUCGAGUUCUUUGAGCGGACUGAAACCAGAACCAGCUUUCCAAACAUGUUUCGUAUUAGCAAUCUCGUACUUUAUAUCCUCAUUAUUAUCCACUGGAAUGCUUGUAUGUUCUUUGCCAUAUCGAAAACCAUAGGUUUUGGAUCUGACACGUGGGUAUAUCCCAAUAUCAGCCACCCUGAGCACGGCCGCUUGGCCAGAAAGUACAUCUACUCCCUGUAUUGGUCCACACUGACCCUCACCACUAUUGGAGAGACGCCUCCACCAGUUAGGGAUGUUGAAUACCUCUUUGUCAUUUCUGACUUCCUCACUGGUGUGCUGAUCUUCGCUAGUAUCGUCGGUAACGUUGGUGCCAUGAUCUCCAACAUGAACGCCUCUCGAGCUGAUUUCCAGGCGAAGAUCGACUCCAUCAAGCAGUACAUGCAGUUCCGAAAGGUCACCAAAGACCUGGAGGCCAGGGUCAUCAAGUGGUUUGACUACUUGUGGACCGAAAAGAAAACCUGCGAUGAGAAGGAAGUUUUGAAGAACCUCCCAGACAAGCUAAAGGCUGAGAUUGCCAUCAACGUCCAUUUGGAUACGCUGAAAAAAGUGCGUAUCUUCCAAGAUUGUGAAGCCGGUCUGCUGAUUGAAUUGGUGCUCAAGCUGCAGCCACAAGUGUUCAGUCCUGGAGAUUACAUCUGUAAGAAGGGGGAUAUUGGUAGGGAGAUGUACAUCAUCAAGGAGGGGAAGCUAGCUGUGGUUGCUGAUGAUGGGGUCACUCAGUUUGUAGUGCUCAGCGAUGGCGCAUACUUUGGGGAAAUCAGCAUCUUGGGUAUCAAGGGUAGUAAAGCAGGCAACAGGAGAACAGCCAACAUCAGAAGCGUAGGCUACUCUGAUCUCUUUGCCCUGUCCAAGGACGACUUGAUGGAAGCUCUCACUGAGUAUCCAGAUGCUAAAAAAGCUCUGGAGGAGAAGGGGAAAGCCAUUCUGAUGAAAGACAACCUGAUUGAUGAGGCGGUAGCCAACGCUGGCGCCGACCCCAAAGACCUGGAGGAGAAGAUUGUCCAACUGCAGAGCAACCUGGACGUCAUGCAGACCAAAUUCGCUCAGCUGAUGGCUCAGUUAACCUCCAGCCAGACAAGAAUGAAGCAGAGGGUCACUGAGAUGGAGGCCAAAGUGAAAUCCAUUCGACCGGAGGACCUGGCAGAAGUGGUGGCCGACAAAGACAAAAAAGUGCAGUAAUCUGAGACACGUACCGGAGGACUUUACAGGAAAUGAAGGGAUUUUUCAGUAAAUGGUAGAGUGACACUUUUUAAGGUCCAUGUUUAUAUCUAUUUAUACAUCUGUGUUUAUUAUGAUCAUAAUGUGUCAAAUUGUGUACAGUGUAUGCAGCAAAGGAAUAUUUUUGGGUGUAUGCUAUGAUUGACAACCAAUUUCGUGGUCAUGGAACUGCUUGAGCAUGUUGGUCAGAAGCACUCGUGUAUGCAAACAAAUGGCUUUUCAUAGCCUUAGAAUAAUGAGGAAUGUUUUUUUUUCCUGAUAUUGAAAUUUUUUCCCCAGAAAAUAUAUUGAUCUGUAAAGUAUGAAGUACAAUUCAUACGUAAUAAUGCAACUGCAAUAUUCAUUUGAUACGAUAUGUGAAUGUACAAAAUAAACCCAAAUGCAGUUCUGUUUAUAAGUUACUAUCAGCAUACAUCAGUUGUUAAAUUGCAAUGUUAUAUGUAAAUAAACAUUAAAAUGUUCAUAUAACAUA
Dicentrarchus labrax (European seabass) is the source of this 3001-nucleotide messenger RNA. It is a transcript of the gene cnga3a, whose product is annotated as cyclic nucleotide gated channel subunit alpha 3a. Gene Ontology annotation, cellular component: plasma membrane; intracellular cyclic nucleotide activated cation channel complex. Gene Ontology annotation, molecular function: protein-containing complex binding; intracellularly cGMP-activated cation channel activity; intracellularly cAMP-activated cation channel activity. The coding region runs from base 259 to 2490 and encodes 743 amino acids. Lineage: Eukaryota; Metazoa; Chordata; Actinopteri; Moronidae. The record is from RefSeq and is a predicted model, not a curated record. Gene Ontology annotation, biological process: monoatomic cation transmembrane transport. The transcript is spliced from 9 exons.